CGCAGUCCCUCCACUUUUUUGUUCUCUUUCUUCAGGACUGCCAACUAUUAACACUGGUUGGAAAUGGCUUCUACCAGCAACUCAGAGCCCGUAGCACAUGACGAUGGAGACAACGCAUCAUUGAGUUCAACUGGAACAGACUACACAUCACUCCGGUCAAGUGUGCUGGAUUAUGAAUAUGAAAACGGCCGCCGGUACCAGAGCUACCGCAAGGGCGAAUACGUCUUUCCCAACGAUGAUGAUGAGCAGGAUCGUAUGGAUUUUCUGCACCACAUCUACAACAUGAUCUUGGGCGGCGAGCUGUACGUCGCCCCCGUCGGCGAUACAGCCCGUCGCGUCCUCGACAUCGGCACCGGAACGGGAAUUUGGGCCAUAGAUUUUGCUGAUGAGCAUCCUGCCGCAGAGGUGAUCGGAAACGACUUGAGCCCAAUUCAGCCCAAGUGGGUCCCCUCCAAUUGUAUCUUCGAGGUUGAUGACUUUGAGUCAAAUUGGGAAUACAAUCGCCCCUUUGACUAUAUUCAUGGUCGCGAGCUUGUUGGGUCAAUUAAAGAUAUCAACCGACUUGCCAAACAGGCGUUUGAUAACCUCAACCCUGGCGGAUACUUUGAGCUACAGGCAUUCACUCUUAAUGUCUUUUCAGAUGACAACUCUUUAGAAGAACGUGGACCAUUUACAAUCCAGAUGUGUGAGCUUAUUAAGGAGGCAGGCGAGAAGUUCGGCAAGCCUAUGCAGGACAUUGAAGAAACAUGGUCCAAGGCAUUUGAGCUGGCAGGGUUCAUCAAAGUUACACCCAAGAUGGUGAAGGUCCCAUUUAGCCCAUGGUCAAAUGAUCCAAAACAGAAGAAGAUUGGACAGUUUAUGCAAUCUCAACAGAGCCAGGCUCUACCCUCUUAUCUUCCUGGUCUUCUUACCACAAUCUUGGGAUGGUCCAAGGAAGAGGUUACUGUGCUAACGGCGAAGGUGCGCAAGGAGUUGUACGAUUUGAGUGUGCACCAGUAUGGAAAGGUGUAUUUUAUCUAUGGGCAAAGGCCAUAAACCAUCGUUCUGUUGCUGAUGUGAUCAACGUCAAUGAUGUUUUCUGUCAUAUUGCUUAUUAUGCUAUUUAUGUACAUAGCAGUAUGUCGCAGGCCCUGGGCCUGCAGAUUGGUAAUUACAGCAAUGUCAAGUGAUUGAGAAAACCCAGCUGGGUUUAUAGCUCAGUUUUCGGGUCCUGUAUCAGAGGCUCGGC
Messenger RNA from Penicilliopsis zonata CBS 506.65, 1228 nucleotides. RefSeq lists its product as hypothetical. Bases 64 to 1035 code for a protein of 323 amino acids. The record is from RefSeq and is a predicted model, not a curated record. The transcript has 6 exons. Lineage: Eukaryota; Fungi; Ascomycota; Eurotiomycetes; Eurotiales; Aspergillaceae. Gene Ontology annotation, molecular function: methyltransferase activity.